AUGGACACUCCACAACAAGAAGAAGACAAAAUCUCACUACCACCACAGGCGAAGUGGUGGGUCGAUGGUCAACGCAGUAGAUACAAAGGCUUCUGGUUCAAACCAGAAUUCAUCACCGCCUCAGAAGCCAUUAGAGCACACUACAAACCUCUUCCUUCAGACAUAAUCCUCGCGUCUUUCCCUAAAACCGGCACCACUUGGCUCAAAGCCCUAACUUCCUCCAUUCUCCGCCACAGCUCAACCACACACAGUGACCAUGACCAUCUGGAUCACCUCAAUCCGCACGAGGUCGUGCCCUUUUUGGAGAUCGAGGUGUUCGGAGAAAACCCAUCAAAGGAAAUAACAGAGAUCUCUUCUCCAAGAGUUUUCAACACUCAUCUUCCUCUCUCGUUUUUGCCGGAGACUGUCAAGACCUCAGGAUGCAGAGUCAUUUACAUAACUCGCCACCCAGCAGACACUUUCGUCUCUCUCUGGCAUCUCUACAACAACAAGUUUGGGACAGAGAUCUCGAUCCGAGAAGCUUUCGAUGAGUUCUGUAAAGGGCUUGUCCCGGCCGGACCGUACUUUGAACACGUCCUUGAGUUCUGGGAAGCAAGAGACCGUGUGUUGUUCGUCACUUACGAAGAUCUGAAAGCAAAACCAGAAGAAAACGUGAGGAAGAUCGCCGAGUUCUUGGGGUGUAAGACGAUGGUGGAGAAGGUCGUGAAAGAUUGUAGCUUCGAGAAUCUGAGGAAUACAAGUAAAGAGAGAGGAGAAGGAGUUCACUGGAGUGGGACUAAGUAUGAUAUGUUCUUCAGGAAAGGUGUGGUUGGAGAUUGGAAGAAUCAUCUGACACAAGAGAUGAUGAAGGAGCUUGAAGACCUUGCUGACCUGAAAUGGAGAGGAUCUGGUUUGGAUCUCAACAUUUUUAAUACUACUGCUUCACAAUAA
Molecule: messenger RNA, 930 nt
Organism: Eutrema salsugineum
Lineage: Eukaryota; Viridiplantae; Streptophyta; Magnoliopsida; Brassicales; Brassicaceae
Product: cytosolic sulfotransferase 18
Exons: 1
Coding region: 1-930 (309 amino acids)
Biological process (GO): sulfation
Cellular component (GO): cytoplasm
Molecular function (GO): sulfotransferase activity
Source: RefSeq, a predicted model, not a curated record